GUCGUCAGAGUUCACACGCUCGCCAGUUCUUUUCGUUCUGUAACUCCUAUCCAUUUCCGUAGUUUACCGCCAGCGAAAUGGAUUCAUCAAACAGUUCCCCACCAACGCAUUCGAUUGCUUUUCCGGAGAAGAUUGUUGCCUUCGAACUAUCUAGCUACGAGUGGUCCCAAAAUCUACUUUGCGUCGCUCUCGCUGACAAGCUGAUAUUGGGCAUCGUUCGUUUUCCGGAGGAAAACGACUACGAGAACUUCGAGUGGAACCAAAUCAAGGAGAUACACCAUGAGAGCCGCUGCCAUGCAGUGGCCUUUGCACCAGAAACUUCACUAGCCGUACUUCCUAAAGUGGUCAUCAUCUGUACAGCGGGAGCGGAUUUCAAUCUGCGAAUAUUCAAUAGCGACCUGGAGGACAACAAUACGGUACGAAUUUUGCAGGGACAUCGCAGCUACAUAAACCAGGUUAGCUGGGAUCCGGAAGGCGAAUAUUUGGCUUCGUGCGGAGAUGACCAUAUGUGUAUAAUGUGGAAGGUGAAGGAGGACUACGCCAAAGGAUCAACUUUUUUCUUUGGUUCGGCGGUUGUUUCCGCCAAGUGGCAUCCCGAUGAACCGGGGAAGGUGUUGAUAGCGGAGAAGUCCGGAAUCGUCCACCUUUACAAUGUCGAGUCAAAAUUGGCGAUCCUAUCAGUGGAAAGCAGCAAGAAUCCUUUAAAUUAUGCUGACUGGAGUCUGAACAAUUCAGCGUAUGUUGUUGCGCUGGCAGGUGGUGAGAUGGUCUUUUGGGAUUUGAAGAAACCAAGCAGACCGAUCGAGAACAAAAGGAUUCACGAAGAUUGUGGACACAUCGUAAAGUUUGCUCCGCAUUCGGAAACGAUUGUUGCCAGUGUGGGCCGACCGAGGACAACGCUGAAGGUGAUUCAUGUCAAGAACCCGGUUCCACAAAUUGAAGCCAAGCUCUUACUGUACGGAGGUCUUUGCUGGCAUUAUCAACUACCAUACGUGGUUGCUGGACAGGAUCGGAAGAUAUGUUUUUGGAAAAUUUCUUCAUAAGAUUUGUAUGUUAAAUAAAUUAUAUUUCUUGGUCUAUU
Messenger RNA from Ochlerotatus camptorhynchus, 1081 nucleotides. It is a transcript of the gene Nup37, whose product is annotated as nuclear pore complex protein Nup37. The transcript is spliced from 2 exons. The record is from RefSeq and is a predicted model, not a curated record. Gene Ontology annotation, cellular component: nuclear pore outer ring. Bases 78 to 1043 code for a protein of 321 amino acids. Lineage: Eukaryota; Metazoa; Arthropoda; Insecta; Diptera; Culicidae. Gene Ontology annotation, molecular function: protein binding.